AUGUCGCCUGCAUCAACGCCUCCGCGUCGCCAUAGGUCUGCUGUGGCAUGUCAAUCAUGUCGAGCGCGAAAGGUGCGAUGCAGUGUCCUACUUACAGGAGUACCAUGCGUCACAUGCGCACAAGAUCAAGUUCAAUGUGUUGUCAUAGGCAGGAAGCGAAAGAGGCAAGCGGCCCGGACAGAUGAUUCACAUGCAGUUCGCGAUGCUGCAGGAAAAACUACAUCAAUUUCUUUGGGUGAUCGCUCGGGUAUACUGGACAAUGACCGAGAAAACAGCAGUCCUGCAGAACCUCCUAUAACUGCUUCAACUCCCUCCUAUGGGUCAGUGAUUUCAGACAGGUUGCCUACAGAAGAAGACAGUACAGAGCUGGGGGACGAAGCACGAAUCCUGCCGAAUGAGAAUAAGAGCGACACGAGCAAUGCACCUGAGGAAAGAGUUGGUAUCGAAAUUGCGGAAGCCCAACUUUGUGCUUCGCAGAGACAAGGUCAAGUUUUAUUCUACUCAGGCGAUCAAACUGGACCAACGUCCACUAUAAAUCUGUGUUCCCCUGAGCAGUCUUUACCCAGGCAUUUCCUGAUUCCCUCCAAGGCACAAGAGCCUCAAGGAAGCGAAGAUAAAAGAUACCUCGAAUUCAAAGGCGUUUACUCGUUCCCAAAGCAAUCGACAGCCGAUGAUCUCCUCCGCGCCUACUUCCAUCAUGUUCACCCCAUCAUGCCAAUUGUGGAAGCUGACAUUAUUCUCGACUAUCAUCGACGAAGACGACUUUAUGAUUAUAAUGUGCUAUUACUUUGGAGUAUUUUCACCAUCGCCACAAAUAUACUUGGCCUCCAUCGAAACCUGGAUUCUGUUAAGAAUACUUCAUCUAUCGAUAUCCGUCAGCAAUGUUUAUGGCGUCGUCUUUGGUGGACCAGCUUCUUUCGGGAACGAUGGUUGGCGUUGACGCUCGGCAGGCCAUUGCGGAUCAAUCUGGACGACUGUGAUGUAGCCGAUCCCACUCCAGACGAUAUGUUCAUUGACAUCGCAGAUGUUGAUGAAUCCAUGGCCUCUGCCUUUCUGCCCGACGACAUGGCCCUUCUAGCAGGAUACUGGGUUCAAAUUAUCGAGCUAAGCCAGAUGCGAUUGAAAGUUAACUUGGCUGCUUCAAAAGUCGGCGAUAUGGCCUAUGUCCUUGCGCAAGACAGUUUUAUACAUUAUGCUGGGCCCAUGGUGCCUACCAUCAUGGUUCCGGCAAUGCAAAUCUACUUGCUUAACUGCAAAUUUGGCGAUUCUUUCUUGAAACGUUUGAAUCUGAACAAAUUACAAAUGUGCAUGAUGAUAAUGGACGAGUUCCAGAAAACAUAUGCUGUCGCCUCAGUUUGUCGUGGGAUAUUUAUGAAGGCUCUUCAACGAUUCUGUUACGAUUCUAAAGAUGGUGAUGAUGUUAUCGUCCUUCCUGCAACAUCUCCUCACGUUACCUCGGCUGAAACUGUUCCUCCAACACCAAUAGUCACCCAGGUCGCUUCGAGACCUAUUUCGCCCAGUGAAGUAUAUACGAGUGAUGAAUUCAUUGAUACAUUGAUGAAAGAGGCAUCUAUUUUCACCUUUCUGGAUAUAUGGGAUGGAUCGCAGAAUCAGGCUUAA
Messenger RNA from Trichoderma gamsii, 1620 nucleotides. RefSeq lists its product as hypothetical. The transcript has 5 exons. Gene Ontology annotation, biological process: DNA-templated transcription; regulation of DNA-templated transcription. Bases 1 to 1620 code for a protein of 539 amino acids. Gene Ontology annotation, molecular function: zinc ion binding; DNA-binding transcription factor activity, RNA polymerase II-specific; DNA binding. NCBI's taxonomy places the organism in Eukaryota, Fungi, Ascomycota, Sordariomycetes, Hypocreales, Hypocreaceae. The record is from RefSeq and is a predicted model, not a curated record.